CAUUGUUGGUGUUUUGGGAGAAAUUGUGCCCCUUCAUUGGUGUCAGUGGGGAAAAAUGCCCCAUCUUUGAUGUCAGUGGAAAGAACAGUGCCCUAUUAUUUGUGUCAUUGGAAGGAAUUGUGCCCCUUCAUUGGUGUCAGGGGGAAUAAUGACCCUUUGUUGGUGUUUUAGGAGAAAUUGUGCCCCUUCAUUGGUGUCAGUGGGAAAAAAAUGCCCCAUCUUUGAUGUCAGUGGAAAGAACAGUGCCCUAUCAUUUGUGUCAUUGGAAGGACUUGUGCCCCUUCAUUGGUGUCAGUGGGGGGAAUAAUGGCCCAUUGUUGGUGUUUUGGGAGAAAUUGUGCCCCUUCAUUGGUGUCAGUGGGAAAAAAAAACUGCCCCAUCUUUGAUGUCAGUGGAAAGAACAGUGCCCUAUUAUUUGUGUCAUUGGAAGGAAUUGUGCCCCUUCAUUGGUGUCAGUGGGGGGGAGGGGGAAUAAUGGCCCAUUGUUGGUGUUUUGGGAGAAAUUGUGCCCCUUCAUUGGUGUCAGUGGGGAAAAAUGCCCCAUCUUUGAUGUCAGUGGAAAGAACAGUGCCCUAUUAUUUGUGUCAUUGGAAGGAAUUGUGCCCC
Molecule: messenger RNA, 606 nt
Organism: Staurois parvus
Lineage: Eukaryota; Metazoa; Chordata; Amphibia; Anura; Ranidae
Source: the annotation of a GenBank genome assembly